Molecule: messenger RNA, 84 nt
Organism: Blumeria graminis f. sp. triticale
Lineage: Eukaryota; Fungi; Ascomycota; Leotiomycetes; Helotiales; Erysiphaceae
Source: the annotation of a GenBank genome assembly
AUGGGCGCCAGUGCUUACUGCACUGGUAGCUUCGCCCUGGCCACUUCCCAACUAGGUUUGCAAGGAAAUUUUCUAAUUACAUGA